ACCGCGGGUAACUAGAAUCGAUCUCCACAAUAUUGUCAUACAGUCCACGCAGUCCUCACUGAACGUGUGGCCUGCUCACAACAAUGCUUUAAUCUCAACUUCAUCAAGUAGAUAUGUAAUUAACGGAAAAACAUAUUUUCAAUUUCAACAACAGUUGGUUUAUAUUGAUCUAGGUGUACAAUAAACGGGUGGACGUUAGCGACGUGGCAAUCAGGAGUGAUAUCAUGGAGACACGCGGAGAAUAAGUUUCGCCAAACUCAUUUCUGUAAAAGAUUCAGCUGAAGUCCGCCAAUAUGGUAGUGGAUCGUUUUUCUGUCAACUCGUCCUUCAGCAAUCGGACUUCGGCAGACACGACAACAUUCGGGCCCCCCUCGCUGCUGACUGGAGACGAUACUUGUGUGGCCGAUUUGGGCCCGGCCGAAUGGGUAUUAAUUUUUCUGUACGGUAUUGUCAUUGUUGUUGACGUGACAGGCAAUGGAAUCGUCUGUUACCUUAUCUUCUCAGAAAGGCAACUAAGGACAAUAACAAAUUUCUUCUUGGUGAAUUUGGCGGUUGCAGACAUUGCUAAAGCAUUUACUGGUAUUCCUUUUUCACUGAUGGUAAACUUGAUAUUCAGAUACUGGCCUUUUUCGGCAUUCUUGUGUCCAUUUGUAGCCUAUAUAGAGAUUGUUGUGGUGUUUGCAAGUGCUUUCACGAUGGUUGCCAUGAGUGUGGAUAGAUACAUAGCCAUCGUACAUCCUUUACGACCCAAGCUUACCUACAACGGUGUUACCCUGACACUGCUUACUGUGUGGCUACUAGCAUUCGCCAUGCCUAUUCCAACUGCCCUCAGCGCGGGAUUAUACAUACCGGAUAUCUCAAAUGCCACAGACAGCCAUGCGUGUUACACUAAAAAAGAACACUGUUUGGAGAAUUGGUCGAAUGAGUCCCAGAGGUCAGUUUAUAGUCUGUUAAUAAUGACUCUACAAUACGGAAUCCCGUUGGUUGUCCUUGCCUUCACAUACACACGUAUAGGUGUCAUAAUCUGGAUACGACGUACACCCGGGGAAGCUGUCAGGCAGCGGGACGAACGCCUCGCCUCCUCCAAACGAAAGAUGGUGAAGAUGAUGAUCGUUGUUGUCCUACUGUACGCCCUGUGUUGGUUACCUCUCCACACUCUCCAACUCUAUACUGACCUGGAUCCUACCAUCUACGAUCACAUCCCCAACUCGCACCUCCUGUGGAACUGUAUCCUCUGGGUCGCUCUCGUUCACGCUUGCUGUAAUCCGGUCAUAUAUUUCUGGAUGAACAAGAAAUUUAGAUAUGGUUUCCUUAGACUUCUGGUGUGCUGCCUGAAGAGAAGCGUACCGCCACACAAUAUCCGCCUUAAUUCCCAAUAUACAAUGAAUUCACUUCAGCACAACAACAGCAGCAAGGCGGUAAAACGGUACAGUGUGUUAUCACGUGGCGGAAAUACGUCAGUAACGGGGAAUGUCCCGUCUGAAACCUCAUAGAUUUGACAAAGUGAGGUGUGUAAAUAGAAUAUAACUACUGAACACUAUUUGUGUGUAUUUUAUAGCAUGAUCACAUGGAUAUCAGCGGUGUUUAUACAUGUAUUUCAAAAUGACGUUGCAUGUUUGGGAUUGAACAUCGAUGAAUGGGAAUUAAAGCCACAUACUCCUAAACAACCUAAAUUUCUAGUUGCACACAUGUAUAAUGGCAAUCCAAGACGCUCAUUCACGUUCUCCUAACAUUAAAAUGAC
This is a messenger RNA of Pecten maximus, 1742 nucleotides long. Its product is annotated as RYamide receptor-like. Gene Ontology annotation, molecular function: neuropeptide Y receptor activity. The transcript is spliced from 3 exons. NCBI's taxonomy places the organism in Eukaryota, Metazoa, Mollusca, Bivalvia, Pectinida, Pectinidae. Bases 294 to 1493 code for a protein of 399 amino acids. The record is from RefSeq and is a predicted model, not a curated record. Gene Ontology annotation, biological process: neuropeptide signaling pathway. Gene Ontology annotation, cellular component: membrane.